This is a messenger RNA of Musca domestica (house fly), 1370 nucleotides long. RefSeq names its product RNA-binding protein 14-like. The transcript is spliced from 7 exons. The record is from RefSeq and is a predicted model, not a curated record. Bases 43 to 1338 code for a protein of 431 amino acids. Lineage: Eukaryota; Metazoa; Arthropoda; Insecta; Diptera; Muscidae.
UUAAAUUGUCACUAAAACCAAUCACAACAAACCUCCAACAAAAUGUUCAAAUUCAUCGCUGUUUGCUUCUUCGCCCUCUUGGCUGUGGCUGCCGCUAAACCCGGUGUAGUUGCUCCCUUGGCUUAUACCGCUCCUUUGGCUUACUCUGCUCCUUUGGCCUACUCCACCCCAUUGGCCUACACCGCCCCAGCUGCCGCUGUUGUCGGUAGUGCUGCCUAUGUUGCCCCCUAUGCCUCCACCUACAACGCCCACACCGUUGCCCACUCUGCUGCCUUCCCUGCCGCCUAUGCUGUUGCUCCUGCCGCCGUUGCUGCCCCAGUAGCCACUCCCUUCGCCGCUCCCCUUUUGUUGAAGAAGAGCAGCGAAGGGAGUGGCAACUGGAGCAGCAACGGCAGCAGGAGCAACAGCAUAAGCGGCAGGGAAGGCAGCAGAGUGGGCAACGGUAUGGGCGUUGUAGCUGGAGGCAUAGGGAGCAACAUAGGCAGCACUACCGACAACAGCGGCAGCUGGGGCGGUGUAGGCCAAUGGAGCGGAAUAGGCCAAAGGAGCAGCAGAACUUUAGACUUUGAUCAUUUAUUAUCAAUUUUUAAUUGUCAACUAAAGCAAUCGCAACCAACCUCCCACAAAAUGUUCAAAUUCAUCGCUGUUUGCUUCUUCGCCCUCUUGGCUGUGGCUGCCGCUAAACCCGGCGUGGUUGCUCCCUUGGCUUACACCGCUCCAUUGGCCUACUCUGCUGCUCCUUUGGCUUAUUCCGCUCCUUUGGCCUACACCGCCCCAGCUGCCGCUGUUGUUGGUAGUGCUGCCUAUGUUGCCCCCUAUGCCUCCAGCUAUAAUGCCCACACCAUUGCCCAUUCCGCUGCCUUCCCUGCCGCCUAUGCUGUAGCUCCCGCUGCCGUUGCUGCUCCAGUUGCCACUCCCUUCGCCGCUCCCCUUUUGUUGAAGAAGUCUGGCGUACUCUGGCAUUCAGUAUCAAUUUUAAAUUGUCAACAAAACAAACCACAACAAACCUCCAACAAAAUGUUCAAAUUCAUCGCUGUUUGCUUCUUCGCCCUCUUGGCUGUGGCUGCCGCUAAACCCGGUGUAGUAGCUCCCUUGGCUUAUACCGCUCCUGUGGCCUACUCUGCUGCUCCUUUGGCUUAUUCCGCUCCUUUGGCCUACACCGCCCCAGCUGCUGCUGUUGUCGGUAGUGCUGCCUAUGUUGCCCCCUAUGCUUCCAGCUACAAUGCCCACACCAUUGCCCACUCCGCUGCCUUCCCUGCCGCCUAUGCUGUAGCUCCUGCCGCUGUUGCCGCCCCAGUAGCCACUCCCUUCGCCGCUCCCCUUUUGUUGAAGAAGUAAAUCAGAGAAUGUGAAUUUUGAAUAAAAACCAA